Aspergillus nidulans FGSC A4 is the source of this 459-nucleotide messenger RNA. It is a transcript of the gene psf3, whose product is annotated as DNA replication protein PSF3. Lineage: Eukaryota; Fungi; Ascomycota; Eurotiomycetes; Eurotiales; Aspergillaceae. The coding region runs from base 1 to 459 and encodes 152 amino acids. Gene Ontology annotation, biological process: DNA replication; DNA replication initiation. The transcript is spliced from 4 exons. Gene Ontology annotation, cellular component: GINS complex; chromatin; nucleus. The record is from RefSeq and is a predicted model, not a curated record.
AUGUCUUAUUAUGACAUCGAUUCAAUUCUAACAGAUGCUCAGAAAUUGCCAUGCACAUUUGAACUGGAUGUCCCCGGGCUUGGCAUUCUAGAAGGCAAUCCAGGGGAGAGUGCGGACCCUCGGACUGUCGACCUGCGCUCGCUAGCGCCGAACUAUUAUCGGCUGAGUGAAAGAGUCCUGGAGCUUUUUGAAGAGGAAGAGAUGGUCGAUAUUCUGAGCAAUGUAACAACCCCCACAUUGCAGACAUCAUUGGAUGCGGCUUUGCUAACCCGCACUGAUCAGACUUUCAAGAAGCGUGCUGCUGAGAUCGCCGACCACGCGCAUAACCCCAAGGGCGCUCUUGGAGACGGGGUGGAGUUCUUGCAAGGUCUUGAUGAGACUGAGAGACAGUUGUUCCGCGUCGCGCAUGACGGUGCCAGAGAGACUCGCAUCUGGGCUGGAGAAGCCAAAAAGAGAUGA